This is a messenger RNA of Cryptomeria japonica (Japanese cedar), 1342 nucleotides long. RefSeq names its product transcription factor bHLH67. The coding region runs from base 128 to 1102 and encodes 324 amino acids. The transcript is spliced from 3 exons. Lineage: Eukaryota; Viridiplantae; Streptophyta; Pinopsida; Cupressales; Cupressaceae. The record is from RefSeq and is a predicted model, not a curated record. Gene Ontology annotation, molecular function: protein dimerization activity.
CUCCUAUUUGAAUUUUGUAACCUGUUGCAUCAUCGACAAGAUCGUCAAGCAACGCAAUUUAUAUUUUCCAUGAGAAGAUCUCUUCAUAAGUCGAUCGAAUGCCUGUGUAAAACUAAAGCAUCAGAUCAUGGAGACAUACGAUUUCAGUGGAAAUAUCGGUGUCUGCAGGGCAAUUGAAUCCUUUUUAGAGGCUGAUUUCGGCCAUGAAGCUUCUGAAAUCAUUAUGAUAGACGAUGCACAAUUUGAGAUUCCUAUUUCUGAUGUCAUGACAGACGGAUUUUAUCAAGAGCCACAAAUUUCCUCGGAAAAUAGGAGUCCGGAGCCGCAGCAUAGUGCCUUCAGCGCGUAUAUAAAACCUCAAUCAAAUGCCGCUGCGGAUUCUUCCGCAUCUCGUGAGAAUCUGCAGAAAAAAUGUUUCAGAUUUCUGAGAAAAGUAGAUGAAGAUAGAAAGGUAGAGAUCGAGAGAUCUCGAAAAUUGGCUCCUGCUGUUGCUCAAAAUAAUAAGAAAGAGUCAAAGGAGAAAAAGAAGGAUCAAGCUAAAUCGGCAUUUUACCACAUGAUUGCAGAGCGCAAUAGGAGAGUCAAAUUGAACGAGCAUUUCCAGAAUAUUUACUCUCUUCUUCCAAGAAAUUGUAAGAAAGAUAAGCAUUCAAUAUUGGCAAAUGCCACAGACUAUUUGAAAGAAUUAAAGCUUCGCGUUAGUGAGCUUGAACAACAGAGUGAAAGCGUGGACGAAUCGAUUCCGAGGAAUUUCUCAAAUAGUGAAGAAGGAAGUCCCGGGUUCGAGUCUCACGGCAAUCCUUUCAAUUCAGACAACCUAUUACUUUAUCGCAGUGACGAUGUGAUUUUGGAGCAAUGCCAUGACAUCCCCUGCCAAGUUAAAAUUAUAAUUAAUGUGCAGAUGAAAAUGGUUUCUUGCUCAGCAAGUCUACUUCUCAGUGUAAUAGAUCUGUUGAGAGCAUCGCAGUUGGAGAUCCUUUCAAUUUCACAUAAACAUGGAUUUAGAUUUCAGGCUACUUUUCUCGUAUUCCCAAAGGGUGAGGACUGGGAUAUUUCGCACUGGCAAACUUUCGGGAGUUUAGUCAGCCGGGCUGUCAACUGAGCAUUUGGAGAAGUGGAUGAUAAUAUUACAGUGCAAAUGGAAGCUCCUAUUCCCAACCAGUCUAGCUGAUAAGCAUUUGAGAGCUUUCCAAAUUGCCUAUAAUCUGGUUCUGAAAUUUGAUUUUUCAAAGAACAGAUAAUUUACUUGGGAAUUUCGAAGUAGCGAGGGAAUCUAUUGACAUAUAAGUGAAUAGGAAAUUACCUGCUUGUAAAUUGCACAUGAAUAUGAAUACAAAAGUUC